Messenger RNA from Dothidotthia symphoricarpi CBS 119687, 2391 nucleotides. RefSeq lists its product as uncharacterized. The transcript has 3 exons. NCBI's taxonomy places the organism in Eukaryota, Fungi, Ascomycota, Dothideomycetes, Pleosporales, Dothidotthiaceae. Gene Ontology annotation, cellular component: cytosol. Gene Ontology annotation, molecular function: flavin adenine dinucleotide binding; [methionine synthase] reductase (NADPH) activity; FMN binding. The record is from RefSeq and is a predicted model, not a curated record. The coding region runs from base 242 to 2194 and encodes 650 amino acids. Gene Ontology annotation, biological process: homocysteine metabolic process.
UCGUCUUCAAAUCUCCUGCUGAAGCAUUGCCCUACCUCUCUUACCUAAGUAUUAUUAUCAAUUCACCGUGUCGACGUCACGAGCAUUGCAGACGAGCAGGCGACUGCCGCUCUCCCACGCUCGUUCGCCCGCAGCGCUUGUGCAGCCACGAAGUGCUCCUUUUGCGUCCCUACGUCGCCCGCUUUUCCACCUUCCUCACUAUCUCUUAUCACAUCGCCUCAUGGCCUCUUCACCAUCCACCAUGGUCAACCACAACAUACCCACGACUGCGACAUCGCACCCCAAUGACCCGAUUCCCUCGGAACCGCCUCACAUCCCCCAGCUCACCCUGCGGCCCACACAGUCACAGCCAGAGUCACAGCUCGAGCAGCACUCGCCAAAGUCCUCGGGUGAGUCGAUACCAUGGAGCUCACAGAGCAGCGAUGGCUCCGAGGCGCCCAUGACGCCCAACACUGAGCCCGACCAGGCUGUAGACGAGGUCGUCGACAAAUUGCAGGACCUCCCUACCGCUGCCGUAAACUUCACAGGGCAGGCGCGUCCCAGACGCGCCUCGACAACCCUCAUCUCAGACAGCCCCUCGGAGAUCAGACGCAUACUGGGCGAGGGCGAAGAGGCCACCAAGCUCAUCAGCAGCUGCUGUGGCGGUGGAUGCUGUCUGCUCAAGACAUUGGCCCCCGACACGUCAUCGCCAAAUUAUGUGCCUGUCGUCGUUCCAGACAAUGACGCCUUCAGAAGCCUCAACCUGCGAUUGGGCCCUCUUGCUCUCGACACUCCUCUCACCAAGACGACCGAUCUGCCCCCAGUCAACAUGUCCCUCGAGCCAUUUGCCAAGGGUGUCGACUUUGUCUCAGAGGUGCACAAGACGCCUCCCAAGUACGUGCAGCCACAUCCACCGUACCAGGUCUACUCUGCGCCACUAUACCACGCCCGCGAAUUGACCAAGCCCGGUGCCGAGAAGAGGACGAUUCACUUUGAUAUCGACGUCACUGACUACCCCGACGAGGGAGGCGUCGAUUUCAAGGUUGGAGGCGCCAUUGGCAUCUGCCCACCAAACUCGCAGGACAUGGUCGACGAUCUCUUCGACAUCCUGUGCAUCCCUAAGUUUGCUCGUGACAAGCCAGUCACUCUUAAAACCCAGACGGGACGAUGGCCCACUAUCUGGGGCGAAGACCAGCCACGCGAGAUGCUCACAACACGUCGCGAGCUAUUGACAUGGUGUGCAGACAUUCAGUCCAACCCGCCUACCAAGAACCUCCUCCGCGUCAUGGCCGAAUACGCCACCGCACCCAACGAGAAAAAGAUACUCGAGUACCUUUGCUCGGCACAAGGUCAAGCAGCCUUCUGUGAUCUGCGAACCGACUCCCACCUCACCAUUCCUCAGAUGCUCAGCGCGUUCCCCUCGUCGAAGCCCCCUCUACCAGCGUUGCUUUCUGUCCUCAACCAGCUCAUGCCUCGUUUCUACUCGCUAUCAAACGAUCCACACAUUUCCUCGGACCGCGCCGGCCUCCACAGCGCCCGCCGUCUCAUUGAAAUGGCUGUCACAAUCCACGAGACACCUGACUGGCACGCCAAGGGUGCUGUGCGUACAGGCGUUGGUAGUGGCUUCAUGGAACGCCUGGCUCACGCAUUUGUCACUGCGGAGAACGAAGGCAUCGACCCUGCCAGUGUGCUCGACCUUCGGGUGCCCAUGUUCCGAGGACUUAUGGCCAACCCCCUUUCGCAGCAAUUUGGUGGCGAGGGCCCCAUGGUACUCAUCGGUGCUGGAGUUGGCAUGGCUCCCUUCCGCGGCUUCAUUUUGAAUCGCCUCAAGAACGCCAACUGCGCGAACAAGAUCUGGCUCAUCCAGGGUGUCCGCGACUCCAAGCUCGACGAAUUGUACUCCGGCGAACUCGGCGACCACGAGCGCGAGAUCAAAAAGGUUGUGCAAAGCCGCAAGGUCCGAGUCGGUGGCCCCAAUAAUGAAGUCAAAUACGUCCAAGAUGAGGUACGCGUACAGGCUGACAUUGUCUGGUUCGUCAUCAACGCCCUCGACGGCCGCAUUUUCGUCUGCGGAAGCAGCAAGGGCAUGGGUGAGGGCGUGGAGGAUGCUCUUAUGGACGUUGCUAUGCAGAAGGGUGGUAUCAGUAAGGCUGAAGCCAAGGAGUUCUGGGCCAAGAAGAGAGACGAUGGCCAAUACAUUGCUGAAACCUGGUAAAUUGGCUAUUGCAUCUAACUGUGUUUGUAUAUAUUUGCCUUGUUGAUUCUUUCACUUCUCGUACAUGCUACCAUCAUUAUCAUCACAUCGCCAGGCGUUGAGCAAAAACGGCGUCAAUUCUAGAUGAGAUGCGCACAAGCAGGCAUAUAGGUCUGAGAUAUACUUUUUCUCUGGGAUGCGGUCUGGGUCGGCAACAG